This is a messenger RNA of Planococcus citri (citrus mealybug), 762 nucleotides long. RefSeq names its product mediator complex subunit 10 (gene MED10). Gene Ontology annotation, biological process: positive regulation of transcription by RNA polymerase II. Lineage: Eukaryota; Metazoa; Arthropoda; Insecta; Hemiptera; Pseudococcidae. Gene Ontology annotation, molecular function: transcription coregulator activity. The transcript has 2 exons. Bases 163 to 573 code for a protein of 136 amino acids. The record is from RefSeq and is a predicted model, not a curated record. Gene Ontology annotation, cellular component: mediator complex.
UUGAUUCACAAACUUUGAUUUUGCCAUUUUGUUUUUAUCAGUUGAGUAAUUUUUUUUAGGUCGUAGUGUAUUUUUUUCUUCAUCUUCUCAUUAAUUUUUCGAAAUAUUUCAUCUACGAAACACAAAUUAUUUCAAGUAUCGAGUGCAUAGUGAAAAGACAAAAUGUCAUCAUCAGCUUUAGAAAAUCUGGAAACGCAGCUCGAUCAAUUCGUCGAAAAUGUUCGACAGAUCAAAGUCAUGGUCAGUGAUUUUCUGCCUCAAACUCAACAACUCCUCAAUCAGAAAAUCCAAAAGAUGGUGCAAGAUUUACAAGAACUGGAUAAACUCAAAUCUCAAGUCCAAGAGGUACUAGUUCCUUUAGAAGUUUUCGAUUACAUAGACCAAGGUAGAAAUCCUCAGAUUUACACGAAAGAUUGUAUCGAAAAAGCUCUUACUAAAAACGAACAAGUCAAGGGUAAAAUUGAUUCUUAUAGAAAAUUCAAAUCUCAUCUAUUGUCAGAGUUGAGUAACAAUUUUCCCAACGAAAUGGCCAAGUAUAGAGCUGUAAGAGGAGAUGAUAGACCGCUUUCGUAGGUUAAUUUUUAUUAUAAUUUUCCAUAACGUUUUUAGAUGUAGUUAUUUUAUUUUGCAGUCAUUUUUAAUUCAUUGGUUUGAAUCAUUUCAUGUUUAUUAUUAUAAUCAAAUGCGUUUCAUUUUUCACGGUUUAUGGUGUUAUUUUUAUCCUAUAAUUAAAUAAAGUAAUAAAACUUCACGAAUGUCAAA